Messenger RNA from Spinacia oleracea (spinach), 390 nucleotides. Its product is annotated as bZIP transcription factor 27. The record is from RefSeq and is a predicted model, not a curated record. Gene Ontology annotation, molecular function: DNA-binding transcription factor activity. The transcript has 2 exons. Gene Ontology annotation, biological process: positive regulation of DNA-templated transcription. NCBI's taxonomy places the organism in Eukaryota, Viridiplantae, Streptophyta, Magnoliopsida, Caryophyllales, Amaranthaceae. The coding region runs from base 1 to 390 and encodes 129 amino acids.
AUGGAGGAGAUUUGGGAUCAUAUUAAUCCACUCUCCAACACCCAAAUCCACCACGUCCAGCCGCCAACACCAAGCCCCCCUUUCAAUGGUUUCUUCUUCCAAGACUUUUCUGUUCUACCACCACCACCACCACCACCACCACCGACGCACCCUCAACCUCCGCAAAUCAGACCCGUUGCCGCUGUAGAUCGAAAGACCAAACGUUUGAUUAACUGCAGGGAAAGUGCGAAUCGUUCUAGGGCUCGAAAAAAGGCGUACAUUGAAGAGUUAGAGUUAAUAGUUGAGGAUUUAAAAGCUAAGAAUAAACGUUUGAAAGAUGACAAUGAAAACAGGAAGAAGCCACACCUACAGGCACAUUGUACUCCACUGUUAUUUUUCUCGGUUCGGUAA